AUGCUGCGCCGCAAACCCUCCAACGCCAGCGAGAAGGAGCCCACACAGAAGAGGAAGCUCUCACUUCAGCGCUCCAGCAGCUUUAAGGAUUUUGCCAAAUCCAAACCUAGUUCCCCAGUGGUGAGCGAGAAGGAGUUUAAUCUGGAUGACAAUAUUCCAGAAGAUGACCCGAGUGAGAAGAUGACUCCAGAGGAUACUGGGAAGAGCAGCAAAAAACUGGGGAAAAAAUGGAGGGCAGUGAUUUCGCGAACCAUGAACAGGAAGAUGGGCAAGAUGAUGGUGAAGGCCCUGUCAGAGGAGAUGGGAGACCCUCUAGAGGAGGGCUCUGCCUCCCCAACGUCUCCAGACUACAGCCUGGACAGCCCAGGGCCGGAGAAGAUGGGGCUAUCCUUUACUGAGCAGGAGGAGCGAGACACCCCAACGCUGAGCCGCCAGGCAUCCACAGGCAGUGAGCUCUGCAGUCCCAUCUCGGGCUCCAGCAGCUUCGGGGAGGACCCACCUGCCCCCCAGUACACAGGGCCGUUCUGUGGCCGGGCACGCGUGCACACAGACUUCACCCCCAGCCCCUACGACCACGACUCACUGAAACUGCAGAAAGGAGAUGUGAUCCAGAUCAUCGAAAAGCCUCCUGUGGGCACAUGGCUGGGCCUGCUUAACGGCCGGCUGGGCUCCUUCAAGUUCAUCUACGUGGAUGUGCUGCCUGAGGAGGCCGUGGGGCCCGCCCGCCCGAGCCGCAGGCAGAGCAAGGGCAAGAGGCCCAAGCCCAAGACCCUGCACGAGCUGCUGGAGCGCAUCGGCCUGGAGGAACACACGUCCACCCUGCUGCUCAAUGGCUACCAGACAUUGGAGGAUUUCAAAGAGCUGCGGGAAACACACCUCAAUGAGCUGAACAUCAUGGACCCACAGCACCGAGCCAAGCUGCUCACUGCGGCCGAGCUGCUGCUGGAUUAUGACACGGGCAGCGAGGAGGCUGAAGAGGGCGCAGAGAGCAGCCAGGAGCCGGUGGCACACACCGUGUCAGAGCCCAAGGUGGACAUCCCGAGAGACUCGGGCUGCUAUGAGGGCUCGGAGAGCGGUCGCGAUGAAACGGAGCUGGCUGUCACCGAGGAGCAGCUGCAUGGCCUCUCCUUGGCUGAAGCAUUGUGA
Molecule: messenger RNA, 1146 nt
Organism: Elephantulus edwardii (Cape elephant shrew)
Lineage: Eukaryota; Metazoa; Chordata; Mammalia; Macroscelidea; Macroscelididae
Gene: SASH3
Product: SAM and SH3 domain containing 3
Exons: 8
Coding region: 1-1146 (381 amino acids)
Biological process (GO): positive regulation of immunoglobulin production; positive regulation of adaptive immune response; positive regulation of B cell proliferation
Cellular component (GO): nucleus; cytoplasm
Molecular function (GO): protein binding
Source: RefSeq, a predicted model, not a curated record